Messenger RNA from Chondrus crispus (carragheen), 1557 nucleotides. RefSeq lists its product as hypothetical. Lineage: Eukaryota; Rhodophyta; Florideophyceae; Gigartinales; Gigartinaceae. Bases 1 to 1557 code for a protein of 518 amino acids. Gene Ontology annotation, molecular function: DNA binding. The record is from RefSeq and is a predicted model, not a curated record. The transcript has a single exon. Gene Ontology annotation, cellular component: nucleus.
AUGAAGCGCAGCGUCACUUUUAAUGACGAGAGAUGCGGACGAAAACCAGUACUGUUCACUGAGGAGGAGCAAACUAUCAAGAAAGCGGCACUCGAGUUUUCACGAAAUGGCACGCCUUUGUCAAGAGAAUGUCUCAAAGACUUGGUUCAAAUGUUUGUAAACAGUCUGCCAUUGUCUCAUCAGAAUGCUUUACCGUUUAAGGAUACCAGAACUGGAGAUAGUUUUGUGCGCAACUUUUUGAAUCGACACAAAGAACGUUCCCUCAAACGCAGAGCGAACCUCGAAAAACCGCGAGCUGAUGCCAUGUCCCCUGUCACAAUGGCAGAACACUUCGCGCGGCUUCACCAAGUGUACAGAGAGUACAAAAUAACGAGUGCUCAACAAAUAUUCAAUCUUGAUGAAAGUGGGUUUUCUAUGAGAACUGUGCAUCGUAGCCGAACAAAAGCGGUGUUCGAGCGCACAGCUCGCAGCAAUUCCAAAGAAUUGAAAUGGUCAAAAAACGCUGAGCAUGCGACCAUAAUGCCGGUUGUAUCUGCAGAUGGGCGGGUGUGGUGCCCAGUUGCCAUUCUUCCAGGAAAACGGUCGAAAUACCGGAUCCGCGCGGAUGGAAAAAAAGAAACACCGUCUUGCUACCUUCCAUCAAACGCCUACACAAGCUACCGAGAUCCAGCCGGAGUUGACGGAGCAAUUUUCUACGACUGGGCGCAGAAGUUUGUAACGGAAACAACACAUUUACGACAAAAGCAUAAAAACAUUGUGCUCACGUUUGAUGGUUAUGGAGCACACGUUUCAUUGAGAGCGCUCAAGGUUUUGAAAGAAAACAAUAUUGUCGUCGUCGGACUGCCUGCACACACCAGCCACAGGACGCAAGUACUCGACUACUCAGUUUUUUCUUCGUUCAAGACGUUUUUUCGCAGUACAUUGAACCGUCGAGCUAUUGGUGCCACCAAUGAAUGCCGUAAUGACAUUUAUACGCUGUGCGAGAUGCUCCACGAGGCGUACAAGCGAUCUGUUACGUACAACAACAUUGUGUCUGGGUUCAAAGCGUGCGGCAUCUGGUGCCCAACGCGCAAAGACAUCGUACCAGAAGUAAUCAAUGCAAGUGAUAUCACUAACUGGCAGGGGUAUGAAAGCCAAGCAGCAGCUCACCGCGGGUAUCAAGAACUGGUGGACAAGUUCAAGCGGAGCAAAAAUUUGCUCGUGUCGGAUGGCGAAGUUCUUAACAGCGGUACGAUUAACACGACAAGCGGUGCGCUGCUUACGAGUGAGGACGUUUUGGAAGCAUUGCAGGCUAGGUCGGAUCAUCGUGCUGCAGAAGAGCAGGCCCGCAAUUCGCGAGCUGAAGAGGCGUGUCAGAGGCGGGCGAUCAGGAUCGCACAAGCCGAAGCGACGGCGAGAGAGAAGGAACUGGCCGCGCAGCGGAAGGCGGCUCAUGAUCGCUGGCUUUCUCAGCGCUCUAGUCGUCAGAGGCAACUGGAUGAAAACCGCAUCGCGCGGAGGCAACUGGCAAAGAUGAAAGUGGCCGCCAUGUCAUCGGUUAGCAUCGUUGCUGAGUAA